AGAAAAAUAAUAGAUACGAUCGAAAAGAGGGGAAAGGAUGAAGCCGAUGUGUCACCUGAUUCAAACUCCCUGCGGCAAUAUCAGAAAAUUGAUGACUUACACUUACUUGCUAUUAUUAAUGCUUAUUUUAUUAUUUUGUUUAAUGCUGCAGCGGUCUUUUCACAGAUGUUUGCUGACUGUACUGCGCCGAUGAAUUUUCCCCUUCCCAGUCAUUCACCUUAUGUUAAUGAUGGCAAAAAAAAUACGAUGUCCCCCAGCUGUGCUGGAACAUCCGCUUUAGGCAUUAAAUUUAAAGAUGGUGUGAUUAUUGCUGCGGAUACCGUCGUUUCUUACGGCUCACUUGCUCGUUUCAUGGGGUUUGAUCGUGUAAUCAAAGUAAACGAUUCCACAGCGAUGGCAUUCUCGGGGGACAUUGCGGAUUUUCAGCUUGUUAAAAGAAGGAUUGAAGAGUAUACUCAUGAGGAGGCUCUCCUUGCUGAUGGGUUUACUUUAAGUCCGUCUGCUCUUCAUUCGUGGAUAACACGAGUAUUGUAUAAUCGAAGAAGCAGUCUUAAUCCCCUUUGGAAUUCAUAUGUUGUUGGUGGGAUCGAACCCACUGGCGUGCCUUUCCUGGGAUUUUGUAACAUGAUUGGCGUCGCCUUUCCUGAAGAUGUCGUUGCCACAGGAUUUGGAGCAUUUCUAGCUAUCCCGCCACUCCGUAGAGCAAUUGAAGAAAAAGCGAAUUCAGACUAUGCUAAGCUUGAAGAAUCUGAUGCUCUGGAAGCGAUCACUGACGGGAUGCGACUUCUUUUUUAUCGCGACACUAAGGCAUUCAACGAAUAUACUUUGGCGAUUGUUAGGUCAUCUGGAGUUGAGAUACGUGGGCCUCUAAAGCUUGUAACAGAUUGGGAUAUUGCCGAAUAUGUUGCCGGUUAUGAAUAG
Molecule: messenger RNA, 921 nt
Organism: Protopolystoma xenopodis
Lineage: Eukaryota; Metazoa; Platyhelminthes; Monogenea; Polystomatidea; Polystomatidae
Source: the annotation of a GenBank genome assembly